CAGUGGCGGCGGUAGAAACAUGACCUGAACAACGUAAACGCAUUUAUGCAGUAAACCUACGCAGAAAUCGCUUUGAAUUCAUAAGAAGGCUUAUCAAACUAUCAUGGCCACUCAUUUUGCCUGUCAGCCUACAGAGCCCCUUGCCCACAAGUACCCUCUGGUGCAGAAAGUGGAAAAGUCACAUGGGGCAGUUUCAAGCUAUGAAGUCUUGAAUUUAGGAGAUAAAGCACACACCAGAUUCCCUCCUCCUGGUUGGGAUACAUCACAAAGUUCUGAAGAAUCAAUCCCACUUUGUCAGGCACCCGCACCAUGGAAAGGAAAGAAAAAAUUGAUUGGUCCUGAUCCAUCUCUCUGUAUUUCACCUGAUAAGGGUUCAACCUAUCAAAAGCAGAGUCAUAAACCAAUGUAUCCCAUUCCAAAACAGCAUGAACAAGAACAUUUGAUAGGUCCAGACCCAGACCUGUGUAUAACUCCAGAAAAACAGUUAGGGGGUGCUCAGAAGAGUAACUUGAAACAUGACAAUGAAGAUCUUUUAAAAGCCAAAAAUCAGCAUAGGGUCAGAUUUGAGUUGGAAAACAGUCUAAGUGAUUCUGAUAAGGAAAAUUUGAAUGACAGUUUAGGAAAAACCAGUGGACCUGGCAAAACGUACAGACCAUCAGCUUACAGUGAAAGUGGAAAUAUUGAUGGUGGAAUUUCAGAAUCAUCUAGCAAACCUAAACAAUAUACCAUACGACAGGAUGAUCUACAAACUGUUUAUGUGCCAUUAGGAACAAACACAGAUAAAGUGCCUCCAACAAAUAAAAGUGCUGAAACUAAAUAUUCUGUCUUACCGACUGUUUUACCCAAAGAAGAUAAUUCUUCUGGGAAAGAUAUUGUAAUCAAAACUAAGAAAUCAGGUAAAAAGAGUUCUAAAAAAGUUUUAAGUGAAAAUUCAAAACAAACAGCACCCAGCAGUGGUAAAAAUUUUAAGCAGACUGUCAAACCAGAGGUAGAAUAUAGCACAGCAGUGCCAAAAAGAAAAGUGAGGGUGACAAGAGAGUCGAAGGAUGAUCUGUUAUCUAAUGACUAUAAGUUUCCAUUUUCCGAAGAAGGGGAGACAGCAUUAGAGUAUGAACAUGUGUUUACAAGGCCGGAAUAUAAUAGUACGCUAAGGAUGCGGACCGAGUUGGAACAUAUCAAAGGCAGCGAGGUUGAUGUUCAGAAGGCACUUGAACGCAAACUGCAAACAUCGAACAAGAAACAGACAGAGAUAAGAGAAAAGGCUGCAUCACGAGUGAACCAAGUUGACGAGGAAUUUGGAGGUCUCGUAUCACUACACAUACCUGUGGACAAUUUAUGCUCUCAGAUAGAAAAGGAAAAGACAGAAAGAGUGAAACCAAGUCAAGUAUACAAGCCACAGGUAUUCAAGGACAGGAAGGAACCAGAUCUGAUGGAACUAUUUACCCCUGACCUUCAAAAACAGUACCCAGAGUUAUCUGUCCCUGGAUUGGCCGUGCCAACAGAAUCUCUAUCCACAGCCUCACAGCACAGUGCGUUUGACCUUUAUAGACACAACAGGGUUUGGGAAGGAACAAGUAACUUUAGGGGAGGCAACAAAUAGUUGUAUUUAGAUUUAUUGCAUUAACAUUCCUUGAGAUAGUCAAAAUGUCAGCCUCUCAUCUUAUAUAAUAA
Ylistrum balloti is the source of this 1671-nucleotide messenger RNA. RefSeq lists its product as uncharacterized. The transcript has 4 exons. Gene Ontology annotation, biological process: negative regulation of phosphatase activity. Bases 104 to 1600 code for a protein of 498 amino acids. Lineage: Eukaryota; Metazoa; Mollusca; Bivalvia; Pectinida; Pectinidae. Gene Ontology annotation, molecular function: phosphatase binding. The record is from RefSeq and is a predicted model, not a curated record.